AUGCCCUCCCGCAGCGAUUCCAGCUACUCCUUAACUGGCCGGACUUCGCACAGUUUUACACACUUGCGUGUCCGGAGGGCUUGGCUGCAAAUUAUCCUCCUUUUGGGCUUCAUCCAGAUGAUCUUAGGAGUCCUCAUCGUGACGUUGAGUUUGCUGGUUACCACUUCCAUCCCGUCGCAGCAUCCCAUAGGAAACUCCUGUCCCAUCUGGGCCGGUUUUCCGGUGGCUGCCACUCUCAACAACCUGGCCGUGUUGUACGGGAAACGAGGAAAAUAUAAAGAGGCCGAACCUCUGUGCAAGAGGGCGCUGGAGAUUCGCGAGAAGGUGCUCGGAAAGUAUCACCCCGACGUAGCCAAACAGCUCAACAACCUGGCCCUCCUUUGCCAAAACCAGGGGAAGUACGAGGAAGUCCAGUACUAUUACCAGCGGGCCCUGGAGAUCUACGAAUCGCGCCUGGGCUCCGACAAUCCAAACGUAGCCAAGACCAAGAACAACCUGGCUUCUUCGUACAUCAAGCAAGGGAAAUACAAGGAAGCCGAGACUCUCUACAAGGAGAUCCUCACCCAGGCGCACGAGAGGGAAUUCGGAUCGGUCAACGGUGACAACAAACCCAUCUGGAUGCAUGCGGAGGAACGGGAAGAAUGUAAGGAUAAGUACCGAGAAAACAGCGCCCCGUACAGAGAAUACGGCAGCUGGUAUAAAGCCUGCAAGGUCGACAGCCUGACCGUCAACGCCACCUUAAAAAGUUUGGGGUCUCUGUAUCGGCGCCAAGGCAAAGUGGAAGCCGCCGAGACGCUGGAAGAAUGUGCGCAAAAAUCGCGCAAACAGGGCAUGGAUGCUUUCAACCAGAGCAAAAUCGUGGAGCUCCUAAAGGACGGGAACCGUGCCGAACAGCGAUCCAACCGCGACGGGACUCCCGGCAACCGGAAGUCCGAGAACGAGAAUGAGUCAGAAGAAGGAGUAGCCGAAUGGUCUGGGGUGGGCUCUGGAACUCUGCGCCGCAGCGGCUCUUUCGGGAAGCUGCGAGACGCUUUGCGACGGAGCAGCGAGAUGCUGGUUAAGAAGCUUCAAGGGAGCAGCCCCCAAGAACCGAGGAAUCCCGGGAUUAAAAGGGCCAGUUCGCUCAACUUCCUGAACAAAAGCGUAGAAGAGGAACCGAGCCAGGGCUCCGGCAACCUCUGCGACAGCCGAGGCUUAAGCGCCAGCAACGUCGACCUGCCCCGCCGAAGGUCCCUGAUGGCGUGAUUCCCCCCCGUGGCUCGGGCUGGGUUGGAGUGCCCGGGGGAGGCCUGGAAAUCCGGACCACGCCAGGGCUGCUCCUAGCUUCUGCCUGGGACCUCAUCCUCCCUGAAUUCCCCAUCCUGCCAGCACAGAGCUCCCACCAUUUGCAGCUCCGAGGCAGAGCGGUAUCUCACUUUCCCCUUCACGGGCUCCGCCGGCGCCCCACAAGUACGCCAUCGCCCCCACAUCCAAGGUCUUCCUCUCCCCUCCACCCACCCCGAGCAUGUUGCCACCGCAGCUCUCAUCCUCGGCCCUGGCUACCAAGUGCCACUUCGACCACUCACCUCUAAGUCCAGAUUAAGGCAGGAUAUCUUGAUACAUUGCCAUGACACACCGUAAACUGCAUCUUGUUGCGGGGGGACGACGGACCCCUAAAGCUGCAUGAUUUGUCAAGGCCUCUUCUCGGGAAAGUGGUGGGAAAGUAGCAAAAUAAUAAUAACAAUAAUAAUAUAAUUUCCUGGGGUUCCGUUCUGCGUUCCUUUCUUGCCAAAACGGGGUCGAAAACUAGCAAGGUCAGUUUUGAAUCCACCUUCAUUUGAAAGAAUAAUUACGCUUAGUAAUUCAAGCACUUGAAUGGCUCUCUUCCCAGUGGAUCCUUUCUGUGUAGGAUCUGUUGUGCCCAGCCUCAGGGAGAGAGAGAGAGAGAGAGAUCCCAAGCCAGCCCCUCCUCUCUCUUGAAAUCUCAUCUCUCUUCUCCUCAAUCUGCACUGGAUUUUUUAAAAUUAUUUUGUAUUUUUAGGGGGACUGCCUGGAUUACGAUGCAUCGCUCCUGCGGCCUCUUUAAUUCAGGGGCUCGCUUACCGACGGAAUGACCCCCGGUGUCCAUGCAAAUAUUCCUAUCUCGUUCUUCUCCGCUCCUCUCUUUUUUCUCCCCUCCAAAUUUGGGCGCAGGAGGCAUCUCGCCUGAGCGAGAUGGAUUAUUAAUCGUAUUCCCACUGGCCCUCAUCUUAAGAGAGCCAGUGGGAAUCGUAGAUAACCCCCCACUGUAGAUAACCCCCCAUCUUCCUCCCCUGCUUGGGAACGAUGCAUAGGGAGAGACAACUGGGCCAGCCAGAAGCAGUAUUUGCGGGUUCGGCGAACCAGUUAAAAAUUUCUGCAACCGGUUCGUACAAACCGUUACGAACCGGCUGAAUCCUUUCACCCAGCGAUUAUCGCCUCUUCUCUGCCGUGAUUCUUUGCACCCCUUCUUAGCAAGAUAAACGGGCCCUUUCUUCUCUCCCCCCCCCCCCCAGCGUUGCUUGGGCAUCCAUUCAAUUAAAAAUCAUCAUAAUCACAAUAAAUAAACAGCUAAGGAUUUAAGCCAAAGGGGUAGAACACUGGGUUUGAGCAGAAAACCCGAUCCACUCCCCCUAUUCUUGCCUCCUCUCUUUUCUCUUCCUUCUGCUGCUUCUAGAGAUGGAGAACACUUCCAAACGGCGCAUUUAUAUCAGAUGCCAUUUCUCCAUUCCUGAUGCAUCCCUGGGAGUGGAGUGGGGGGCUGAUGUAGGGGAGAAAACCACCUCUUUUUUGGGGGGGGGGAUUAUUGCAAACGCAGGAAGCUUGUCUCCUGCUUCAAAUUCUGCUUUCAACCUUUGCGGCAAAAAAAAUUGCUAUUUUGCAAAAGAUCCCACUUAACUUAAGUCCCUCGCUCUAUUGCAAGCCCGUAGGGAGGACGGGCCUGUAAUUUUUGAGUUUGUUUUUUAUUCCUCCCUCUCCCCCCCCUCGCCGUUUCACAGGAUUUCAAAACGGGCAGGACCCCGGUAACUUAUAUCCCCUUAAAUCUUGCGUGCGUGUUCGCGGGCACUUGGAGGGGGCUCUUGCAUACGGAGAAGAGGUUAACGGUUAUGUCGGAGGGGGUGAAACGAAAGGAAAGAGAAUUGUGCUUUGUAUUUAAUUAUGUUGCUCUAGAAAUAAAAAUAAGAGGAAUAUUC
Molecule: messenger RNA, 3191 nt
Organism: Thamnophis elegans (Western terrestrial garter snake)
Lineage: Eukaryota; Metazoa; Chordata; Lepidosauria; Squamata; Natricidae
Product: kinesin light chain 2-like
Exons: 11
Coding region: 1-1245 (414 amino acids)
Biological process (GO): microtubule-based movement
Cellular component (GO): membrane-bounded organelle; cytoplasm; kinesin complex
Molecular function (GO): kinesin binding
Source: RefSeq, a predicted model, not a curated record